Molecule: messenger RNA, 642 nt
Organism: Verticillium alfalfae VaMs.102
Lineage: Eukaryota; Fungi; Ascomycota; Sordariomycetes; Glomerellales; Plectosphaerellaceae
Exons: 2
Coding region: 1-642 (213 amino acids)
Biological process (GO): autophagy of mitochondrion
Cellular component (GO): mitochondrion
Source: RefSeq, a predicted model, not a curated record
AUGGCUUCCAGAGGAGUUUCGGCCCUGAAGUUCGUGGGCACUGUCUCACUAGGUCUCCUGACGGGCCUCUCCUACUCUCUCUCCGCCGUCACGGUGCCCUCGAUUCUCGCCCUCCCCUCCGCUUCUGACGCCGUCCGCGCCUUCGAGAACCUCACCUCUUCCUCGACCCUCCAGCUUCGCGCUUUGACCGGCCUUUCGACCGCCUCCUUCCUCCUCGCCUUCUUCCUCUCCCCACGCGCCUUCCGCCACCCCUACCUUGUCUACGCCUCCGCCUUCGCCCUGACUUCCAGCCUCGCCGAGCAGAUUGCCUCACGCUCUCUCGCCGCCGACUCGUCCUCCCACGAGGCCGCCCAUGCCAACCUCGCCGCCCGUCGCGAGAGGCGCGCCGCCCGCAACGCCGCCCGGACGGCACGCAUGGAGGCCAGCUAUGAGGUCGUCGGCGACUCGCACAGCGACGGCACCGGCAGUGUCAGCGGCGCAGAGGACCUCGAUGCCGAGGAGGAGGCGCUCAACGGGGAGCAGGUGCGCGGCGAGGUCGAGGCGUUUGGAAAGACGCAGCUGGUGCAGGCCGGUGUCGCAUCUGUCGGCUUCCUGAUGGCCGUCGUGGGUAUCUGGGGCGAGGGCACCAUUUACGUGUUUUAG